Messenger RNA from Thunnus maccoyii (southern bluefin tuna), 2351 nucleotides. RefSeq names its product SURP and G patch domain containing 1 (gene sugp1). The coding region runs from base 3 to 2033 and encodes 676 amino acids. Gene Ontology annotation, cellular component: nucleoplasm. Gene Ontology annotation, biological process: RNA processing. NCBI's taxonomy places the organism in Eukaryota, Metazoa, Chordata, Actinopteri, Scombriformes, Scombridae. Gene Ontology annotation, molecular function: RNA binding. The record is from RefSeq and is a predicted model, not a curated record. The transcript is spliced from 14 exons.
AAAUGUUGAUCUUGUUUGUUCGCGCUAACAUAGCUCAGCGAAGUAGCAGCGCAAGUGGUGAGACGUAUUAUUGUAGUCCGCAAACGUUGUUUUCGAAAAAGCUUUUUGCUCCUGCUACGACCAUGGAGUCUAGCGAUGCAGGACGAGGAGGAUGGAAGUCCAAGAACAUGCAGCCACAGAAAAAUAAGAUGAACAUGAAUAUUCUCCGCCAAGAGAAGCUGAUAGCCCAGAAGAAGAAGGAAAUUGAAGCCAAAAUGGCAGAGCAAGCAAAAAAGAGCGUGCAAAUCACAACUAACAAGCCUCUGCCUCCAAGUUCCCCCACUCUCCAAGGACCCUCCUCAAACAAGUUUGCAAAUGAUGGGAGCUUCUUACAGCAGUUUAUGAAGAUGCAGAAGGAGAAAUCCAGCAGUGGUUCCACCAGUGACGCCAAAACUCCCUCCACCUCAACGACAUCACCAGUAGGAAACUCAUUGCAAAAAAAGAGCAUCCUUGUCGGCAAGCGGCCUGGCCUCGGAGUGAGCAGCAUGCUUAGUCAGUUCAAGAGCUACUCACAGUCCAAGAAGAGUCCAGUUCUCAGCCAGAGGCCGAGCGUGUUUUGUUCUCCAGAUGAAGACGAUGAGGAAGAAGAGGCUGAUUACUCCAGAUUCUUAGAGAUGAAAGUUUCUCCCCCAGAGGAUUCAGACACCAGACUCAUUAUCGACAAGAUGGCCUCUUUUGUGGCGGAGGGGGGAUCGGAGCUGGAGAGGAAGGCCAAGGAGGACUACAAGGACAAUCCUGUUUUCUCGUUUUUAUAUGAUAAGAGCAGCAUGGAUUAUCUCUACUACAAAAAGAGAGUUGCAGAACUGAGAAAGGAUUUGCUCAAACCUGAGAACACCUCAGAUAAUGUCUCCCCCCCAGUGGACGCGGAAACCCAGCAGGUGGCUGAGAAGCUGGCCAGGUUUGUGGCGGAGGGCGGCCCCGAGGUGGAAACCAUCGCUGCGGAGCGCAACCGGGACAACCCUGCAUUCAGUUUUUUAUACGACCAUCAAAGUCCAGCCUUCCACUUCUACAAAGAGAAAUUACAGGAGUAUCGUGCUACAGCCUCCCAGACCUCUUCAUCUCCAGCAGCAGAGUCAAGGAUAGACCUGCAGCUCCCAGCUGCUCCUCCAUUACUAGGGAUCCCUCCAUCACUGAAUCCUGUAUUUCAGCCCCACAAUCAGGAGGCAGAAACCCCGCCUGUCAAACGGAAGAGAAAGAGCAGAUGGGGGGCUGAAGAUGACAAAGUCGAGUUGCCUAUGCCUCCCAUUAUUGUCCCGCAGGAGAUUAGUGUUCCAGACCCGAACACACCCUCUCUCUCUGCUCAGGAGCUGAGAGGUCUUGGUUAUAAGAAGGGGAAGCCUCUCGGUCUGGUAGGAGUGACAGAACUAUCUGAGGACCAGAAGAGACAGCUCAAAGAACAACAAGAGAUGCAAGAGAUGUACGACAUGAUCAUGAAGCACAAGCGUGCAAUGGCAGAUAUGCAGGUGAUGUGGGAGAAGGCCAUGAGAGACCACCAACAUGAAUACGACAGCGAUGAAGAAGUGGAUCAGCAGGCGGGCACCUGGGAGCAUCAACUCCGAAAGAUGGAAAUGGAGAAGACGCGUGAGUGGGCAGAAUCUCUGACAGAAAUGGGUAAAGGGAAACACUUCAUUGGUGACUUCCUGCCUCCUGAGGAACUGGAAAAGUUUAUGGAGACCUUCAAGGCACUGAAGGAGGGCCGGGACCCAGACUACUCAGAAUACAAAGAGUUCAAGUUGACAGUGGAGAAUCUUGGUUUCCGAAUGCUCAUGAAGAUGGGCUGGAAGGAAGGUGAAGGUCUCGGCAGUGACGGACAGGGCAUCAAGGCUCCUGUUAACAAGGGAACUACAGCUAUGAACGGAGCAGGGUUUGGAGUUGACCGUCCAGCUGAGCUCACAAAAAGCGACGAUGAAUAUGACGCUUUCAGAAAGAGGAUGAUGCUUGCUUACCGCUUCAGGCCCAACCCACUGAAUAAUCCACGGAGGCCAUAUUACUGAAGUAGAGGACUGUUCUUCUUUUUACUUGUUCUUGUUUAUCAUAACUUAAAAGCUGGUUGCCACAGCUACAGCUCUGCUCACUUGUGAAAAUGGACACUGUUGCACAGUAGAAAUCUUGAAAAUUUGAAGUGCGUGUGUGCAGGAGGAAAAUGAGGUCGGAGAACAGUAGAAAGAGGAAUAGAUUCAUCCUUAUAUUUGAAGUUUCUUUCAGGUUGAAAUAUCACAACUGUUUCUUUUGCAUAAUCGAUUUGCCUGUUUUGUUACAUUUCAAUUUAAUACUGUAACAACUUGAAAUAUAUAAAGACCUACAACACCUGA